Messenger RNA from Meira miltonrushii, 405 nucleotides. Its product is annotated as putative RPL14B-ribosomal protein. Gene Ontology annotation, cellular component: ribosome; cytosolic large ribosomal subunit. Bases 1 to 405 code for a protein of 134 amino acids. Gene Ontology annotation, molecular function: structural constituent of ribosome; RNA binding. The transcript has a single exon. NCBI's taxonomy places the organism in Eukaryota, Fungi, Basidiomycota, Exobasidiomycetes, Exobasidiales, Brachybasidiaceae. The record is from RefSeq and is a predicted model, not a curated record. Gene Ontology annotation, biological process: ribosomal large subunit biogenesis; translation.
AUGUCCAGUUUCAAACGUUACGUCGAAGUAGGCCGGGUGGUUGUCGUCAACCAAGGUGAAGAUGCCGGUAAAUUGGCCGUCAUCACCGAAAUCAUCGACCACAACAAGGCAAUCAUCGAUGGACCCACCACAGGUGUUGCACGUCAAGCAAUCCGUUACCGUUACGUUUCCUUGACAAAAUUGGUUGCAAAGGGAUUGCCCCGCGCUGCCGGUACUGCCACAGUUAAGAAAGUUCUCGACAAGGAGAACAUUGUACAAAAAUGGACAGAAUCCACAUGGGCAAAGAAACAAGCUGCACGCAAGGCAAAGAGUCAAAUGACUGACUUUGACCGUUUCAGUGUUAUGUUGUUGAAGAAACAACGCAGACGUAUCAUCAACGGACAGAUCAAGAAGGUUAAGGCCUAA